UGGCGCAGGAAGAGGCUGACACUUGCCGAGUAGUGAAGAGAAUUAACCAGGCUCUGUAGGGAUAUAAGGGCGGGGCUGGAGGAGGAUUUUUGGAAGGGGACACGUGAUCACGUACGAUAAGUGAAAGGGAAAGUGAACAGAUAUGGCAUGCAUAGGAGGAGCACUUGGUGUCCCUUACGCCCUAUGAUUAGGUAGGACACCACAUUUUCUGUAGUCGGACAGAGAAGUCUACAGUGGCACAGUGUACAGUGGAACUUUAGAAUGGCAGCCUAUCACAUUUUAGUGUGGACCUGAAUGUGCAUCUAUCAACAAUCUGAAUGCAGUUCCACUUCAGCAACAGAGAUGGCAAGAAGACCACUGCCUGCUGUUAUAUUGCAAUACUGUUGGGUGUUGAGUUAUUUUGCCUGAAUGUUGAUAGCAGCAGCUGUUACUGCAGCAGAAGCCUCCUGCAACACACAGUGAAGAAGACUGGGAGCAGAGAGCAGGCAGCUCAGCACUGGACAGAGGGAGUGCAUGCUUAGCAGUGCCCAGAGCCACACACAGGCAAGAGGAGCUCCCAUCCACCAGGAUAUCACACAAGGACAUACAAUCGGCUAUAGACUAGGUGCCUUAUCAUCAUCAUUAGCUGUCAUCUACUCAGUGUGAUCAAGUAUUUCCACAAUGAGCCGAAGAGUAGUGCGCCAGAGCAAAUUCAGGCACAUUUUUGGACAGCCUGUAAAAGCAGACCAAAUGUAUGAAGAUAUCCGGGUAUCUAAGCUGACUUGGGACAGCUCUUUCUGUGCCGUAAAUUGUAAAUUCCUGGCCAUUAUUGUGGAAUCUAGUGGUGGAGGGGCCUUUAUAGUGUUACCAUUAACUAAGACAGGACGUGUGGAUAAGAAUCAUCCCACAGUCAGCGGUCAUACAGCACCGGUACUGGAUAUUGAUUGGUGCCCCCACAAUGAUAAUGUCAUUGCCAGUGCGUCAGAUGACUCCACAAUCAUGGUUUGGCAAAUCCCAGAUUACACACCAGUGCGGUCGAUAACGGAACCUAUUGUAACGCUGGAAGGUCACUCUAAAAGAGUGGGAAUUAUCACAUGGCACCCCUCAGCCCGCAAUGUGUUACUGAGUGCAGGCAGUGAUAACAUGAUUAUAAUCUGGAAUGUGGGGACUGGUGAGGCUCUUAUUACUUUGGAUGAAAUGCAUAGUGACCUCAUCUACAGUAUCUGCUGGAACUAUAAUGGAAGUCUCAUAACAACUACCUGCAAAGAUAAGAAAUUGCGCGUUAUAGACCCUCGGAAGCAAGAAAUAGUGGCUGAGAAAUGUGGGGCACAUGAAGGGUCUCGGCCGGUCAAGUCAAUUUUUUUGUCUGAUGGCAAAAUAUUCACCACCGGUUUCAGCAAGAUGAGUGAACGGCAGAUGGCUCUGUGGGAUCCGAGUAACUUUGAAGAACCAAUUGCCUUACAAGAAAUGGACACCAGUAAUGGAGUGUUACUUCCUUUCUAUGACCCUGACUCCAGUAUAGUCUACCUCUGUGGCAAGGGAGACAGUAGUAUUCGAUACUUUGAAAUAACAUCAGAGGCGCCCUACGUCCAUUACUUGAGUACCUUCAGCAGCAAGGAACCCCAGAGGGGAAUGGGUUUCAUGCCCAAGAGGGGCUUGGAUGUCAGUAAAUGUGAAAUUGCCAGAUUUUACAAACUGCACGAGAGGAAAUGUGAACCCAUUGUUAUGACAGUCCCAAGAAAGUCAGACCUCUUCCAGGAUGAUCUGUACCCAGACACACCUGGACCUGAACCAGCCCUUGAAGCCGAUGAAUGGUUUGCAGGUCAGACUGCUGACCCCAUAUUGAUAUCACUCAGGGAUGGCUAUGUUCCUGUGAAGAACAGAGAACUUAAAGUCACCAAGAAAAACAUUUUGGACAACAAACCACCAACUGGGCCACGCAGAAGUUACUCUUCCUGUGAAACCGGCUUCUCAAAAGUCUCUCUAGAAGAACUUAUGGAAGAAAUCAAAUAUUUGCGAGCCACUGUUGAGUCUCAAGAGAAGCGCAUCUCAAGUUUAGAAAACCUACUGGAAGAAUUUGCUAAUGGAACCGACUGAGCCGAACUGUGAAAUCCUGCCAUCCGGCCGAGAAUGCACUUCAACUAUAACAUGCCCUCUUUUCCUUGCAAGCAAACUUGAUUAUGUUUUCCAAGAGAUGAUGGAGCCAAUGUAUGGACUCCAAACAGAAGGCCCCGUGUUUAUGCCUUUCAUUGUCAUGGAAGUCUACAGAGACCUUCUUCCAUGGGGUUGGUUAUGUCUAAGGGAUGGGGAUAAAGACAUUUUUUUUUUCUUUUGGCAAAUCAUUAAUGGACAGACAUUUGCAAGCUUUAGGCUGCUUUGACUGACAAGUGGGACACGUAGCAGACUGAAUUAAAAGAUUUCAUAAAUUGUGAAAAUGGGACAUAUUACCUUGGACAAAAUUAGAAGCUCAUAUCAGUAUCUCUUUUACUGCUUUUCAAGUCAUCUUCAUUUAAACAAAAAUAUGCUAUAGAUCAGGUACACAUAUUACUAUUAUUUUUUCAAGAUAUAUUUUUUGGAACACAAUUUGUUUAUUUUUAUAUAGAAUAUUUCAUGCAUAAAUGUGUACAACAGAAGCAGCCAUUUGUAAGUCAAAUUUGGGUUGGACUGGCCCACUAGACUACACAAGGAUCCUCCAUUGGGCCUAUAUUAUAACACUGUACUUGCCACAAAGGUCCAGCAGAAGAAAACCUCAUCUGAAGCUGGAUUGGGAACCCACCAAUCUCUGCUCCAGAUAAUUAUUCUAUUCACAAAUACCCGUUAGGAAUGAUAUAUACUGUAUCCACAUGAUGACAGUAUCAUUAAGGAUGUAAUGAAAGGUGGAUGUAUAGGUGAUAGUUCCUUAGAGUUGUUUCCUCUAGUGAACCCAAGGAACAUACGUUCAGCACUGGGUCAAUACAAUAUGCCUGAGUCGUCCUGAGACAUUAUCUUAAGACGGAAUUCAAUUUAUUUUAUAGGUUAUAGGAAAACAUUUUAUUUAUUGAGCAGAAUGGCUGCCUCUGCUGUGCUAUAUUUUAUAGUGCUCAAUAGUAAUAUAUAGUAUAUGUGGAUUUAGUAAGAGCCCAAGACCUCUUUUACAUUAGGUUCCUUACAAACUAAGAAGAGAUACAGUACAUAAUUCUUACAAUGGAAAAGGAAGUCAGUACCAAAGUUACAGAUGAAUAUCUGUGUGAGCUGCAACUGCUCAUGGGGCCAUAGCAUUUGCUGUUCCCUCUUACCCUCUGCUACUAUGUGCUUCUCUAAGGCAGAUCUACUGCCAGUGCCUAUGACUGUUCUUCCAUACUAUAUCUACAGUUGUUACUUCUCUACUCACCAUGUGUGAAUACAUCCUAAUGUAAUAUCCUGUUAUCAAAGACCUUUGUCCUCCUCCAUAGUUUGAGGAGGGAGAGUAUAUGGAGUAAGACCAAGAAACAAAAGUAAAAAAAAGUUUGUCUAAAUGGUAAAUCCCUACCUGUUCUCAACACUGUAUUGUUGUAUGCUGUGUAUCACUGUAUUGUUGCGAUGUUUUUGACACUAUGUGGCCUACUUGGGUUUACAGAAGCCAAUAUUACUCUUGUGCCCCUAAAGCUCCAUUGACAUGAAAUCAUUUUGCACUCCACUGAUGUCCAAUGUAAGGCUACGUUCCCACCACGUUUUUGCCAUACAGUUCCCGUAUACGUUUUCAAUUUGAAAACCGUACAGAACCGUAUUGAAAACCGUAUGCCAAACGAUGCAUCCGGUUUGUACUUUUUGCGUCUUGUACGGUUUUGUCAAUUUUUUUCCCCGUAGCCUACCAUGGUUUUUGGUCUGGAUGAAAACCUGUAUUGAAGCGUUGUACGGUUCUUUCAACAUGGGAGUCAUUGGGAACCGUAGAGAACUGUAUGUGCGUAUGGUUCCAUCCGGUUUUCACCAUAUGGUUUUUGACUUACACGGUGCACGCCAAAAGUUUUUUUCUUGGAAUUUCAACAAAGAAGUGAAACUUUAUUCAUAAUGGAAUAAAAAGUUGAAAAUGUAUAACAGAUGCAACCGGACAUCAUUUUUCAAACCGUAUACGGGUUAAUUUUGAUACGGUUUAGUCCGGUUUGGUGGAAUCCGUUUUUAAUCAAAAUCCUGAUACGGGAACUGUAUUGCAAAAAACAUGGUGUGAAUGCAGCCUAGCUGUGAUUAUUAUCUUUUGUAUUGGUGGGAGGGAUUUAAAUAACACGCAUGUUGUGUCCCACUGAUCAUUAGAAUAGGGGUCCGUAGCCCACAUUCCUGCUGCCAUUCUAUUAGUCUAUGGGAAUGAGGGAAACAGCCAAGCACAGUGCUGAUGCAUUUCUUAUGUGGGAAAGCCAUAUUAGAGAUUAAUUUUCACAGCCAUUUUAGGAUCUGAAUUACAGAUGCAGUACCACCACAGCUCUACAGAACCAAAGUUAAGGUGGACAUACACCUUCAAUCUAUUUUUAUCUUUUUUGAUCUCCCCACACACCUGACUGUUCAGCAUGGCUGAGCAUUCAUGUGUCGUCUAUGGAGAGUGGAGGGGUAAGCUGGAGCCAGAGAGCUCUGGUGAUGGCUCAUCUCUCACAGAAUAAUAUGGUUGGGCAGUUAAAAUACAACAUAAAUGACUCUUCUCUCCCCUAACAUGAUCUGUCGGGGAAGAGUCUGGAAGCCCCCAUACACUUUAGACCUUUUUCUAUAGUGUCUGGACUUCAGAUGUUACAACUGUAGUAUGGACCCUAAAUAAGGUCAUAGUACAGCUUUGGAAACUGGUAUAAAUUACCUUAAACCAGAAAACAAUGUAGACACAUGACUGACAGACCGAAAAAUUGUCCAAGGAAUUGAAUUUUUAAUACUUAUGAGAAUGUUUAUGAAAAACAUCAAUAAAAAAGCCUAUGGAUUUUCUGACCGUCACUUAUGGCAUAUCUAAUAAUAUUCCAUACAUAUUUGGCUUCUUUCACAUCUUAGAAAAUCCAGGACAAAAUAUCACUGCAUGCCGCACUCUUUUGUUUGGUAAAAUACCUGACACCAUGAUGGACACCCAAUUAAAGUCAAUAGGCUUCUGGAUUGACAGAACAACAACAGAAAAAUGAUGGUGGAAUGAACUUAGCCUUCGUAGUGAGAAAAAUCAUUUAAAUAUAACAUGGCUAAGGGUUGUGCUAAGGUUAAACGUGAUCAUCUAUCAACAUAGGGAAUAGUUAUCUGACUGGUUUAGAUAUGACCAAUGGGAACCCCUGCCCACCCCCCCACCCCCACCCCAAUCACAAGAACAGCGAUUGGGUCUAUGAGACAAUGGUCGAGCCUCUUACUCAGCUAUCAUCAGAAGUCCCAUAAAAGGUGAAUGGAGGAGCAGCAGCUGAGUGCACUUCCACUCCAUUUACCCAUGGGACAAUUGACCUCAGUCAGGGUCCCUUUUGGAUUGGACCUCCAUCGAUAAGCUAUCCCUUAUCAUAGCAUAAGUAAUGACUUAUUAUGUUGGGAUAACCCCUUUAAAGUGGUUAUUUAGGAAUAGAAAAGCAGAGCUGAUUUCUUCCAAAAACAACACCACACCAGUCAUCAGGUUUUCUGUGGUAUUACAACUUGGCUCCAUUUACUUCAAUGGGACUGAAGUGCAAUACUGCACACAACCUGAGGACAUGUGUGGUGCUGUUUUUGGCAGGAAUCAACUCUGAUUUUCUAAUCCUUUAUGAACAUGGAUUGCUUUAAUUAUCUUGUGAUCUCGAAUUAGAUCUCAGUCUCAUACGUUGUUAUUAGUACUGUACUGACAGACUCAUGCCUGAUGAGUGAAUGUUCUGCUGCACCAUGCCUUUAACACAGCGGUUUUACCUAUGAGCCUCUAACACAGCGCAACAUACAGUGAUCCAGCAGGGGUAAGCUGGGAGAGAUGAGAUUAGAGCUAAGAGGAAGCAUUAGGGUACGUUCAGAUGGGCGGAUCCACAGCGUAUUUUACGUUGUGGAUCCGCUGACGAUGGACCCCUAGUUGGUGCCUCAGAUGUGCCUGCUCGGAGGGGCAAUACGCCGCUAUGAGCAAACACUGUGUUGUGAGCGAGUUGCCGCGCGCAUAUGUAGUAUACUCGCACACAUUGAGGCUGCUCUCUGCCUACCUCAGGGAGCAGGGGGAGCGGCUGCGAUGUGUGCGAGUACACUGCGCAUGCGUGGCGACUCGCACAUCGCAGCAGUGUGUCUGCUCGUAGCGGCACAUUGCUGCUCCAAGCAGGUACAUCUCAGGCACCAAUUAGGGGUCCAUCAUCGGCAAAUCCGCAGCAUAAAAUACGCUGUGGAUCCACUCAUCUGAAUGUACCCUAAAGCUGGAUUCAUACUCUGGGUUCACACUGUGGUGCAUUUCUGAGCAGAUCACCCAAAAGAUCCACCCAGAAAUGCAUUGCCGUCUAUGGGGACGGCAAUGCAGUCUGUGCGGUCUUAGUACCGCCGGCUAAAUCUUUGGCAGAAAUUCUGCACAGAGAUUCCGUAGUGUGAACCUAGCCUAAGGGUCUAUUCACACGGGCGAAAUUUCCGCUUGAGGAAUUCCGCCUCAAAUUAAAGCCCAUAG
This is a messenger RNA of Hyla sarda, 6541 nucleotides long. RefSeq names its product coronin 6 (gene CORO6). Gene Ontology annotation, molecular function: actin filament binding. Gene Ontology annotation, biological process: cell migration; actin filament organization. The coding region runs from base 661 to 2076 and encodes 471 amino acids. The record is from RefSeq and is a predicted model, not a curated record. Lineage: Eukaryota; Metazoa; Chordata; Amphibia; Anura; Hylidae. The transcript has 14 exons.